Messenger RNA from Pyrenophora tritici-repentis Pt-1C-BFP, 654 nucleotides. RefSeq lists its product as uncharacterized. Lineage: Eukaryota; Fungi; Ascomycota; Dothideomycetes; Pleosporales; Pleosporaceae. The record is from RefSeq and is a predicted model, not a curated record.
AUGGCGGAGCAAGAUUACAUGUUGCUGGUGAAGCCGAAGAUAGAUGAACUCAUGGAGCAGAUAGAACUCGACCAGAGUGUCUCGCAGCAAAGCUCGCCACGAGAGCGAUACACACAAACGCUCCUCAAGAAACUCCCACCUUCUCCCCACAUCCUAGAACUCGGUUGCGGCCCCGGCAUCCCCACCCUACGAUCCCUCCUCGACCAAGGCGCCCACGUAGUCGCAAACGACAUCUCAACCGCACACAUCCAAAUGGCCCACCGCUCCUGUCCAGAAGCCAAACUCCUCAUAGGCGACAUGACAGCCCUGAAUUUCGCCCCAUCGACCUUCCACGGCGCAAUCGGUUUCUAUACGCUUUUCCACCUCCCCCGCUCUAAGCUCCGCGGCAUGCUCACCAAGAUCCAUACGUGGCUGAAACCUGGUGGCGUUUUCGCCUUCAACCUCGCGACUAUUGACGAGGAGGAAAUUCAUGGCGAGGUUUUGGGUUAUGGGAUGUUUUGGAGUGGUUAUGGUGUUGGGCAUAGUCGGAGGCUGGUUGAGGAGGUCGGGUUCGAGGUUUUGCUGGGCGAGGUGGUGAAGGCGGGGGAGGGGCGGUUGGAGGAGUGGGAUCAGGAUUUGAGGCGGAGAUUUUGUGGGUGGUGGUGGGGUAGAUGA